AAAUCAAAUGAUCGGAAUCGGAUCGGGAGCAAAAAAAGGUGAUCGGGACAUCCCUAACACAACAUUUCCCGCUCUGCUCAGGUGGAAGUGGAAGGUUCUGGUCGUGGAUGAAGCUCACAGGCUGAAGAACGCAAACUCGCUGCUGCACAGAACUCUGACGCAGUUCUCUGUGGGCUUCCGGGUGCUUCUGACGGGGACUCCGAUCCAGAACAACCUGCAGGAGCUCUACUCCCUGCUGAGCUUCAUCCAGCCGGACGUCUUCAGCGCCGAGGAGACGGACGACUUCUGCAGCAAAUACGCCAACGUGCAAAACCAACCGGCUCUGGCCUCUGCGCUGCAGGGCGUGCUGGAGCCCUUCCUGCUGCGCAGAGUGAAGGCCGAGGUGGCCGUGGAUCUGCCCAAGAAGACGGAGCUGCUGGUUUAUCACGGCAUGUCGGCGCUGCAGAAGAAAUACUACAAAGCCUUUCUGAUGAAGGACCUGGGUGAGGCUGUAGUGGUAUCAGUACUGGGAGCUAAAUACUCUGAUUGA
Messenger RNA from Notothenia coriiceps (black rockcod), 529 nucleotides. RefSeq names its product chromodomain-helicase-DNA-binding protein 1-like. The transcript has 3 exons. Gene Ontology annotation, molecular function: DNA helicase activity; ATP binding. NCBI's taxonomy places the organism in Eukaryota, Metazoa, Chordata, Actinopteri, Perciformes, Nototheniidae. Gene Ontology annotation, biological process: chromatin remodeling; DNA repair. Gene Ontology annotation, cellular component: nucleus. The record is from RefSeq and is a predicted model, not a curated record. Bases 8 to 529 code for a protein of 173 amino acids.